GGAGUAAAGAGAUGUUAGUCAGAGGGACUAAAAUCAAUUCAGUGUGAAGGAAAAAAGGGCUAAAAAAUGGAAGAACAAUUCAAUCCUUUAGCUGUUAAUCAUCUUCUUCAACACACUCUAAGGAACUUAUGCAUUCAUGAAAAUUCACAAUGGGUUUAUGCAGUUUUUUGGAGGAUUUUACCAAGAAAUUACCCCCCUCCAAAGUGGGAUGGCCAAGGAGGAUAUGACAGAUCGAGAGGCAACAGGAGGAACUGGAUAUUGGUCUGGGAAGAUGGUUUCUGCAAUUUUGCUGCUUCAACAUCUGAGAUUAAUCCUAGUGAAUGUCCUGCCGGCUCCUCGGUUUACGAGUAUCAACACUAUCAGGGACUGCAGCCUGAGCUGUUCUUCAAGAUGUCCCAUGAAAUCUACAAUUAUGGUGAAGGUUUAAUUGGAAAAGUGGCAGCAGAUCAUAGCCAUAAAUGGAUCUAUAAAGAACCAAAUGAUCAAGAAAUUAACUUCUUAUCUGCAUGGCAUAACUCUGCUGAUUCUUAUCCCAGGACUUGGGAAGCUCAGUUUCAGUCUGGUAUAAAGGUAUUACAUCAAAGAAACAUCGUCUGAUAACA
Olea europaea var. sylvestris is the source of this 602-nucleotide messenger RNA. RefSeq names its product protein RICE SALT SENSITIVE 3-like. The transcript is spliced from 5 exons. Lineage: Eukaryota; Viridiplantae; Streptophyta; Magnoliopsida; Lamiales; Oleaceae. The record is from RefSeq and is a predicted model, not a curated record. The coding region runs from base 67 to 597 and encodes 176 amino acids.